GGAAGGAAGCCCGAAAAAAGGAUGAGAGAGGAACCUCUUUCUUUUUCCUCCUCUUUUUGAAGCAGAAAAGCACAACUUCUUUUCUGCCCUCUCACGUGCACUAUAUCCUUCACUCCUCCACAUAUACCCUCCUAAAUACAUUUUAACCCUCAGUCUCUCUCUCUCCCUCUCUCCCUAAAUAGUUCAAGGGGAGGGAUCUGCUAUAAAAUGAUUGUUGUGUUUGAAUUGGAAUAACUACUUAACUGUAGUGUUGAAGAGGAAUAAAAAAAUUUAGGAAAACAGUUGGAUAAAAAUGGCUUUAGAAGCUCUUUCUUCCAAUGAUCUUUUCAACUUCAUAAUCUACGACACGAUCUCUGCAACCCCAUAUAGCUGCAGCCAUGGCUCUUCGGAGAACAGUACUUUCUUAUUAGAGAAUAUUGCAAUGACGCCUCAGAACCAAGGUGUUGGUGAUUUGGAGAAGUCUACAUUGCCGACCCCAAAACGCAGCUCCGGCAGGUCGGAGGUUGUCGACCGGAGGCAGAAUUUGGCGGUUCAAGCUGUGAGGAAGAAGAGGAGAAGAAAGCCAAGGGUGUGCAAGAACAAGGAGGAAGCUGAGACUCAAAGGAUGACACAUAUUGCUGUAGAAAGAAACCGCCGGAAACAGAUGAAUGAGCACCUCCAAGUCUUGCGCUCCCUCAUGCCUGAAUCCCAUGCCCAAAGGGGUGACCAGGCCUCCAUAGUAGGUGGAGCAAUUGAAUUUGUGAAGGAGCUUGAGCAUCUCCUGCAAUCCCUUGAAGCUCAGAAACUCCAACUACUACAGCCAGGAGUAACGUUAACAUCACCUGCAGCUGAGGAAAACACCACAACCUCCUCCAAAUUCAUGGCACCACCAUUUGCACAGUUUUUUGUGUAUCCACAGUACACCUGGUCUCAGAUCCCCAACAAGUAUACAUCAAAGACCAAAGCUGCCAUAGCAGAUAUCGAGGUUACUUUGAUUGAAACCCAUGCAAACCUUCGUAUUCUGUCGCGACGAAGCCCUAGACAGCUCUCAAAGAUGGUUGUCGGUUUUCAGACCCUCCAUCUCUCCAUCCUUCACCUCAAUGUGACCACCAUGGACCCGUUGGUUCUCUACUCCAUCAGUGCCAAGGUUGAAGAAGGUUGCCAACUCGCUUCAGUAGAUGACAUUGCAGCAGCAGCUCACCACAUGCUUAGAAUAAUUGAGGAUGAAGCUGCCUUGUGUUGAGCAAAUCCUGGCUUCCCCAAUGUACCCUUGGAGUUGAGGAGGGAUCACAGAAAUCCCAUCCUCCUUUUGGUUUGCUCCAGUAAAGCUUCUCCUGUCCUUGUAUGUAGGCAUGUACGUAGCUAAAGUCAUGUCAUAUAUAUAUAAGUGUUUUUCUUUUUUCUUUUAAAAAAAAAAAAAAAUUAUUUUAUUUCCUCAGGUAGAACUUGUAUGUAGCAUGGUUUUCACCAAAAAUCACCCAGAAAAAAAAAAAAAAAAAAAAAAUCAGAACUAAGGGUUUAUUGAGCUUCUUGGGACCCAACCCAACCCAUGCUGACAAGGACAAUAUGGGGUUUUGCAUCGUUGUAUGUGGAAGAGUACUAAUUUGAUUCGAGGUGGUCGUUUUCUAUUUCCAUUUGCUUAUAUAUC
This is a messenger RNA of Corylus avellana, 1627 nucleotides long. RefSeq names its product beta HLH protein 71 (gene BHLH071). NCBI's taxonomy places the organism in Eukaryota, Viridiplantae, Streptophyta, Magnoliopsida, Fagales, Betulaceae. Gene Ontology annotation, biological process: regulation of transcription by RNA polymerase II. Gene Ontology annotation, molecular function: DNA-binding transcription factor activity, RNA polymerase II-specific; protein dimerization activity; RNA polymerase II cis-regulatory region sequence-specific DNA binding. The record is from RefSeq and is a predicted model, not a curated record.